Messenger RNA from Glossina fuscipes, 4322 nucleotides. RefSeq names its product homeobox protein 5. The transcript has 2 exons. Gene Ontology annotation, molecular function: DNA-binding transcription factor activity, RNA polymerase II-specific; RNA polymerase II transcription regulatory region sequence-specific DNA binding. Gene Ontology annotation, biological process: regulation of transcription by RNA polymerase II. Lineage: Eukaryota; Metazoa; Arthropoda; Insecta; Diptera; Glossinidae. The record is from RefSeq and is a predicted model, not a curated record. The coding region runs from base 464 to 2482 and encodes 672 amino acids.
GGCCUCGUGUUCAUCGUAAAACGUUAAACGCAUAUUCUUAAUGUAUGCUUUUUUUUAAAGCAACAAACACAAAGUAUCAGAAAUAGUUAUAAUUACUAUAGAAAUCAGUCAAUAACUUUGGUCAAUUAAGACGAAGAGACUAAUUUUUUUUUACUGAAGAUUUUAAUAUAGUGCGUGUUUGUGUGGUUAUGUGUGUAUAUGACUGUGCACGUUUACGCCCAAAUAUAUUUGUUUUACGCGCUUUUACAUUUAAGGCAAUUAAUUCAUUUAGUGGAAUUCUUAAGCGAAUGCCAUCAAUUUGUACGAUUUGACUAACCGAAUUUGAUUUAAUUUGUAUACAUUUACAAAAAUGGAUCAAAUCUUGUGACGGCGCGUUUCGUCUCUUAUCAAUUAAGGCACUUUUUCAAAUGAAAUGGCAAAAUACUAUUUUGUGAUAAGAUAUUAAAUGAAAUAAAGUAAAAAUAUGGAACAUUCAACAUUUGAAGAUCAAAUAUUUAGUGACUUCUCAGGACCUUUAAGUCCUUUAGGCAGUAAAGCCUUAGCGCCUACAUCGUCGCCGUCAAUGAGUGUUGUGCCACAUGCAAUGCAUUCGGUUAUGCUAAGCUUGCCUGCCGGUGCCACGGUAAUGCAACAUGGUAGCAAUAAUGAGUUAUGUGGUCAGCGUUUACCGGACUGCAAUACACUGCUUGCUUCCGGUUCGCCGAAGAUGGAUCCCUACAAGUCAAGCGAUUAUGGUCAGAAAAUGGAAUUUGUUAGCAAAAUGGGUUGUUACUCGCCUACACAAAAGUUCGAAUUUAUAGCAACCGCUGGCAAUAACAACCGUGACCAUAUACAUCAACAAUAUUCGCCGCCACCCAAUAAUGGCCACCAUAACAACAACAACAGUAGCAACAAUAAUAACGGUCUCGUCCCUAAACAACCAAUGCAUCAUCACAAUCAUCACCAUCAUCACCACCAUCCUAAUGCCGCCGCUGCUAUGCUUAGUGAUUAUCACACUUCUCUACACGCUCACAAUAACGGCAAAAUGGAGUAUGAGUCACACGGCCAACAUCCCCAUCAUCCCCAUCAUAUAACAACGCACAUGUAUGGCGGUAGUCCUCACCAUCAUAAUAACAACCACGAAAUCAUCAAUAACGGCCUCAACGGUGAGCAAAGUAUGACUUUGACCCCAAAUGGAUUAAUUAACACCACCAUACCCGGCAAUGCGAACUCUGAAGGUGGUCUUUUGAAUGGUGUUAAUGGAAGUGGAAUAAGUUCUGGGAACUCACCUCCCGAACCAAACAAUAAUAACCUAACGGCGGCAGUUAAUGGCGUCAACCUUAACAACCUUAACAACUCCCCCUCGAAUGGCAUUAAGCUUAACAAAAACAAACAAGAUGAACUAUGUUCGAACCAAAACGUUGAUAAUGCAAACAGCGGCCCUACAACAGUUAACAGCAAUUGCACUACAAGCAACAACAAUACGCCACCGGCUGCGAAGAAAACUGACAAAAAAAAAGGAGAUCCAAAUGGAAUUAAAAAAAAAAAAACCAGAACUACAUUCACUGCUUAUCAACUGGAAGAGCUGGAACGCGCUUUCGAACGUGCUCCCUACCCUGAUGUAUUCGCCCGUGAAGAGUUGGCAAUAAAACUAAAUUUAAGCGAAUCACGUGUUCAAGUGUGGUUUCAAAACCGCCGAGCAAAAUGGCGCAAACAUGAACCUCCACGCAAAACCGGAUACAUAAAAACUAGUACGCCACCCACUUCGACAUUGAACAGUGCUUUGGCGGCACCGUUUGCCACAUUUCCGCAAACCAGCACAGUUACACCUCCGGGUAGUAUGGAUAGCUGGACCAGUUAUCAACCGCCAUAUGAGUUGAGCCCACAAUUCAGCUUAUUGUCACCGGCCGCCAGUCCGUACGGCACUUAUUCCAGCCAGUAUGGAACUUACGUUCACGAAUCUCAAAUAUUCCCGAUGCGUCAUUUCGAAUAUGGAAGUCCCCCUAGAAUCGAAAUGACUACGAACGGUCCAGAUGAGGCAACACAAAAGGUGCAUGCAACUGAUGCAGGUGGUUAUGUAACGGGGCCAGGUUUGGUGGGGGAUUUAUCGGACGGCAGUACAGUUCAAUUAGUACAUCAACAAAAUAGUAGCAACAAUAACGCCGUCGCGAAGUAUAUGCCAACUGAAGAAGCUAAAUAUAUAAGUGUUGGGGCUGUAACGCAAACUUUGAAUGCAAUUGAUAGCAACGGUGCAAAUGUUUGUCACAUGAGUCAAGAUCCCCAGCAUCAACCACAACAUCAGCAACACGAUACGAGUGUAACAGUGUUAAAGCAACAUCACUAUGUAAACGUAGCGACACCGACUGGCAUUGUCGGCGAUGACGCCAAUGAUCCCAACCUACAAACUGUGAUUAAAAGCGAAGACGGCGCAGGCCAACAACAACAGCAACAAAAUGGCGGCGUUCCAACACACAGUUAUGUGUUGCCGCCUUUUUUGCAUUAAAAGAAAUGCUCGCACAUCGACACAUUUGUCCUCAUCGAACGACAACACCUAUAUUGCGUAAAAAAUGGCAAACGCGCAAACAGCAACAAUGGGAAUGUCAUGUGAACCAAUUUUCGAAAUCAUAGGGGAGAAUUUAACCAAAAAAAGAAAAAUCGUAAGUCUCUUUUGAGUGCUGAGCAUUUCUUAAAUUUAUAAUAGUUUUCUAAACAAUAUUUUAACAUAAGUUAUUGACUUGUGCUUAGUUAAUUUAUGCAACAAAAUCCUAAGUCUUACCAAAGCUUUAUGUGUGCAUUCCGCAUAUUUUAUUUGAGUAAAGAUAAAAGUGCUAAUCCGUCAAUAGUGAUAUGCAAGUAACUAUUUUGUGUAAAGAUGUAAAAAUGCCAGCAAUACAAUCUGUUCUAGAGCCAGAGACCAUGAAAUUGAAUUACAUCUCAGAUCCCUUAAAUGCUAAGUCCACCUUUGCAUAAUAAGGGACCUUAAAGCCAGUUACGCACCAAAUUAUACUCUUUCCAUUCUUAACAUUCUAUUUAGAAUAAGAUCGUUUCCCAAAAAAAUACUUCAACAAAAGUGGUAAGUAUGUUCUUCAUUUUCUUGAUAAAUUCCAAAUUUCUAGUUUUUUUAUGAUAUCUUUUUUACGUCCGUUCUUGAACGAACUGUUUUUUAAAUAUCUUUCAUUAUUGUAAAUUCUGUAUUCUAAACUAAGAAGGGGGUCAAAAAUCUGCCGAUGACUAGUCAAAACAAAGAGUGAUAUAUAAGCUCUCAUAUUUACAUCAUUGGGCCAUUCAUUAACGCUGCAACACUGGACGAACGAAUUGACGAAAUAUUAUACUUUAUAAAAACGGACAAUCAAUUUCACUGAAUGCAGUCAUAACGCUAUCUUGCAUCCUGGGUAUUGUCGACACAUAACGCAAGAAGUUUCAUAUUGUUCAUGUUAGUGAAAUUUAAAAAUUCCAGUAGACGCGUUGACGAACAGUCGAACGAACAUUAAUAAUAAUUAACACCUAAACCAAAAAAAUAUGCACACACCAAUCCUUAUGUAGCUUAUGUAGCCGAAGUUGAUUGUUUAAGUAUUCGCAUAUCCCCCGAUCUACAAAUCAUCGGAUAAAGUGAAUAUCAUAAUACAACAAAUUUUUACCCACCUAAAAGCUAAGGCUCGAGGAAUGAAUUUGUGAGCUCUAGCAGGAAAAAAAUCUUGGAAAAUUUCGUUUUUUAGACGUCGAGUACUUGAACAUACAAGUAUAUUUUACCAGUCAGGUGAAUAAAUUACGUUUUCUAUCGACGUCUUUAACAUGGUUUUCAAAUUCUUUCGAGACACAGAUUAUUAGCAGCAGUAAAAAUGUUUUAAAUUUUGUAUAUGGAAAUUAACUAAAAGCUUAUUUACUCAGAAGUAAACAUUGCACGCAAAUAUUGCGGAGUUAAUCAAGAAUGCUGUAUUGACCACAAAUAACCGAGAAAGUUAUUAAGCACAUGAAUAUCAAUAUAUGUAUGUAUUUAAAAAAAUACAGAUAUUGCUCUGAUGUUGCUCUUACAAGUGUUCCACGAAUUCCACCUUUGUGGUGAGCUAUUGAAUGAGGAGCAAUAAACUAAUACUAACAACUUAAGCAUUCAACGGCAUAUAACUCGAAUCAUCUAAAGUUUUUCUAGAUUUUGUACGUGAUUUGUAUGGCAACUUCAAUAUCAUUUUCAGUCGCGUUUACGUGGACGAUAGAUAACUUUUGUGCUAGCUACGUAAAAGUAGCGGAAGACGCAAAACAGUUGGUAGACCAGUGUACGUAGAAUAUUAAAUAGAAAAUAAUGGGAAAUGAAACAAUUUACAGCAUUUUAAACUUCUUUUCAAUUU